Messenger RNA from Xyrauchen texanus (razorback sucker), 5545 nucleotides. RefSeq names its product trafficking protein particle complex subunit 9-like. Lineage: Eukaryota; Metazoa; Chordata; Actinopteri; Cypriniformes; Catostomidae. The transcript is spliced from 23 exons. The coding region runs from base 82 to 3546 and encodes 1154 amino acids. Gene Ontology annotation, cellular component: trans-Golgi network. The record is from RefSeq and is a predicted model, not a curated record.
CGCGCUCACACACAACACACGAAGAAGCCGCAGCUGCGUUGACCGGAAGAGCGUUUGUGUUUGACACUCCAGUUGCUGUCUAUGAACAUGAGUGUCCCAGACUACAUGCAGUGUGCUGAGGACCAUCAGACCGUCCUGGUGGUGGUCCAGCCUGUGGGCAUUGUCCCAGAGAGCCAGUUCUUUCGUAUUUACAAACGCAUCACUAGCGUGAGCCAGGUCAGUGUACGGGACUCCCAGCGUGUCCUCUUCAUCCGUUACCGUCACCAUUACCCCCCUGAGAACAACGAGUGGGGGGACUUUCAAACUCACCGCAAAGUCGUGGGUCUCAUCGCCGUGACCAGCUGUGCCACGGCCAAAGAGUGGCCGCAGACGUUGGACCGAUUUCAUGGGCAGAAGGAAGUGUUCGGCUCCACGCUGUACGACUCGCGGCUGCUGGUGUUCGGGAUGCAGGGGGAGGUGGCGGAACAGCAGAGGACGGAUGUGGCCUUUUACCCCGGCUACGAUGACUGUCCUGAUGUGGAGAAACGGGUGGAGGAUUUCGUAGAGUCCAUAUUUAUCGUCCUGGAGUCGAAAAGGCUGGACAGAGCCACAGAUAAAUCCGGCGAUAAGAUUCCACUGUUGUGUGUGCCGUUCGAGAAGAAAGACUUUGUGGGGUUGGACACCGACAGCAGACACUAUAAGAAACGCUGUCAGGGCCGCAUGAGGAAGCACGUGGGAGAUCUAUGUUUGCAGGCGGGAAUGUUACAGGACGCCCUCGUCCAUUAUCACAUGGCUGUGGAGCUGCUGCGAUCUGUCAAUGACUUCCUCUGGCUUGGAGCUGCUCUGGAGGGUUUGUGCUCUGCAUCUGUCAUCUUCCAUUACCCAGGAGGCACAGCGGGGAAGACUGGAGCCCGCAAACCCGGAAUCUCGUCUGCCGCAGAUGCUGGAAAGAGACACAGACCUGGCGCUCAGGAAGUUCUCAUUGAUCCAGGUGCUCUGACGACCGGUGGGAUCAGUGCAGACACAAGUACUGAGAUUGGACGAGCCAAAAACUGCUUGAGUCAGGAGGAUAUCAUUGAGAAAUACAAGGAGGCCAUCUCGUACUAUGGCAAGUAUAAGAGUGCUGGAGUGAUUGAGCUGGAAGCCUGCAUUAAGGCUGUCAGAGUUUUAGCCAUUCAGAAGCGAGCCAUGGAGGCGUCAGAGUUCCUGCAGAAUGCAGUUUACAUCAACUUGGGACAGGAAAGUUUUUUCAUCUGUGAUCAGCUCUCAGAAGAGGAGAAGAUCCAGCGUUACAGCGUUCUCUCAGAGCUCUACGAGCUCAUUGGCUUCCACCGUAAAUCAGCGUUUUUCAAACGUGUUGCUGCCAUGCAGUGUGUCGCCCCCACCAUCCCUGAGCCGGGUUGGAAGGCCUGUUACAAACUCCUGCUAGAGACCCUGACGGGAUACAGCCUCUCUCUCGACCCUAAAGACUUCAGCAAAGGAACACAUCGUGGAUGGGCAGCAGUGCAAUUACGGUUACUUCAUGAGCUAGUUUAUGCAUCUCGUCGUAUGGGUAACCCUGGGCUGUCGGUCAGACAUCUGUCUUUCUUACUGCAGACCAUGCUUGACUUCCUCUCUGACCAGGAGAAAAAAGAAGUGACCCAGAGUUUGGAGAAUUACACAUCAAAGUGUCCGGGAGGAAUGGAGGUGAUUAACCUUCCUGACGGACUUAAACUUCCUCCUGUUCCCUUCACCAAGCUACCCAUUGUCAGAUCUGUGUCUCUGCUGAACCUGCCGGUGAGUCUGCGUCCUCACAAGGUGAAAGGUCUUCUGGGACAGGGGAUGUCCACCGCCAGUCCAUUCAUCUACUCUCCAAUCACAAUACACAGCAGAGGAGACGAGCGCUCCAAAAAGAUCGAUUUCCAGUGGGUGCAGGGUGACGUGUGUGAGGUGCAGUUUAUGGUCUAUAACCCUAUGCCAUUUGAGCUACGUGUAGAGAAUAUGGGUCUGUUGACAUCAGGUGUAGAUUUCGAGUCGCUGCCUGCUGCUUUGUCAUUGCCAGCUGAGUCUGGCCUCUACCCGGUUACUUUGGUUGGAGUUCCACGCACCGCAGGAAACAUCACAGUCAACGGUUACCACACAUCAGUGUUUGGGGUGAGCAGUGACUGUCUCCUGGAGGGCCUGAGCGGGGUGAAGAGCAGUGGCUGUAUGGUGGAGGUGGUGCCGUCACUCCCACGGCUACAACUCUGCACGUCCUUACCAAGGUCUGCUCAUUUGUCCAGUGAAGAUCUGUCCAGCAGUGUGUCCCUACAACUAUUUAACGGAGAAACACAAGAACUGACCAUCACGCUGGAGAACAUCGGCACAGAGACGCUGAACACACUGGAGCUGACGUUUAAAACACUCAGCACUAAAGAGAAGAUGUUUGGUGAAUUCUUGAGCUGGGACCUGCAGGACGCUCUGUCUCACCUGCCAUUGAAAUCCGGUCAAUCUGUGUCCAUCCCUGUCAAGAUACGAGCCAAACUGGACUUCUCUGGUCAGGAGAACCUGUUACACGACCUGAAUGAUGAUGGUAUCAGUGUAACAGGUCUGCCGGUAUCCAGUCCACUGCGACAGGUCCUAAAGCAACGCUCUGAAAAUAAACCAGUCAGCACUGACAGCAACAAGAACGAAUACAACCAUGUCAAGGUGCUGGAGGCCGUGUUGACCUUUAAGUACAGUGGAGGUGCCGGGCAGGUGGAGGGGUAUUACCGUGAACUCAGUCUGGGAGUCAGAGUGGAUGUUGAACCUUCAGUGUUCUUCACGAGAGUCAGCACUCUUCCUGCCACCAGCACUCGUCAAUGUCAUCUGUUGCUGGACGUGUUUAACUCAACAGAACACGAUCUCACACUUUCUGCAAAAAACAACCAGGACCUGGUGCUACAUGCCAGCGAGUGUCAGAGGAUGGCCAUUCAGGUGGAUAAGUUUGACUUUGAGAGUAUGCCUGUGACAGAUCAUGAUGCAAUGCGGCUGGCCACGGUUCGCCAACAGGAAGAGAAGAGAAAGCUGGUGCAGGGAGGACUCAUCAACAGCACAUUGGACAUCCACUGGACCAUCUCGUCGCUUCAGCGUCAUGGAGAGGCCAGUGUGGAGGGCGUCCUCAACCAACUCGUUCUGGAACAUCUGCAGCUGGCCCCUCUACAGUGGGAUGUUGUGGUAAAUGGUAAGCCAUGCGACUGUGACAUAGUCGCCGACUGCAGGGUCGGAGAUGCUGUGUCGUUAGAGGUGAAACUGACCAAUUGCAGCAAGAGCGCCGUCGGCCCGUUCUCUCUGUCCGUCAUCCCCUUCCAAGACUACCAGAACGGAGUCCAAAACUAUGACCUACAGGACGCAGUCACUUUCAUUGGCUCCAACACUUUUUACAUCGGCUCGGUGAACCCUGCGGAGAACUCCGUCUGUAUUGGAGCGCUGCUCUUCUUAUACACUGGAGAUUUCUACCUGAACAUCAAGUUUCAAGAUGACAGCACGGGCCGCGACCUGCCGCCCACAUGGUUCUGUUUACCCAGCGUCCACAUCAAAGCCCAGGAGCAAAUCGAAGCGGGCGUCUGAGCCUGUGACCACUGACUUUGACCUGAAUGACUCAGUAGGCUUGUGAAUUGGACCUUUGUCUCUCACAAGGGAUCUGCUGUUGUCAAGAUGACUACUGCGCUGCUCUAGAUAGUCUCUACAGUCUAGAGCAAGUAAAAUCUUAUUUAAAACGCUUUUAGAGUGUGGAGAUGUUUAAAUUUAUGCCGAACAUGACGCUUUAUGGUCAGUUUGAUGGUUAAGAACCGAUUAUUCUCAUAGUGUUUCUGUAUUUGUACUGUUUAGAGCCGCCAGGCGAUCUAAAUAUUUCGGGUAACCGUUAAGUGAAUGUCAAUGGCAUUCUUACAAUUUAGUCUCUAAACUUUUGGUGCCUCGAAAUCUGGCUCUUUGACAUGUAAGAGUGUGUUAUUUUGGGCAAAUGUUGCAUAUGCUACACUUCAUGACAACUACACGUUAUGCUUUUAGUGAGUAAAUCUGACCAAAAUGUAUCUAGGUCAUAUUUCACCCCAAAAUCAUAAGAAAAAAAUAAAUAAUAAUAUUGUAUUUUGCAGAAAGAAAAUAAAGCCUGGUUUUGGGAUCAUUAAGAUGUUUUGCAUUGUGACAUUAUUUUCAUGACGGUUAUAUUUUCUCCCCAAAUCCUCUGUAAUGCGUCCAGACGUUUCACUCAUUCUCAUAAUUGACAGGAUUACAAUAACAACAUUUUGUCAUUUAAAUCCGCAUAAAGGCUGCAAUAGAAAUACUACUUGACAAUUUAAAAAAAAUAUAUAUAUUUUUUAUUUGAAUUUGAAAGAAAAUUUGCAUGAUUUUAAAAUGUCACAAUGCAAAAAAAAAUCUUAAUGGUCCAAAAAAUAAAAGUUAUUUUAUAUAUAUAUAUAUAUGGUUGUUCUAUUGUUCCAGAAAUUGCCAUUUUUCCGAGGUAAUGUUUCUAGCAACCGGCGAUUGCUGUAAAUGUGUUAUUCAUGCUGUUGUUGCAGUGUGCACCAGUGGUGAGAAUGCAAGAGGCGGUUUUGAAGGUCUCUGUUAUGUUCUACAAUAGUCUGUGGUUGCAGUAAUUAAAUGAGCAUUAAUGUCUACACAGGGAAUCCACCGCUGAGUAACCCAAAACUUACACAACUCAGUCUAACAUCACAUCUCCUGGGACAAUUCAUUUUAAAUUGAAUGGGUUGUUAAAUGUAAGAAUCAUUUUCUUUUGAGUAAUAAUUCAUUUAAAGAUAACCAGAAUAUGAAUAAAUAAAUACAAAAACUAGUUUAUAAUCGUUAUUAAGGGAUGGUCACACUAGAUUUUGUAUUAAAUGUACUUAAAUUUUAUAAAAUUAAAUUAUUAUUCAUUUCAAUUUAAUUAUAUAAAAUUAAAAGCUAAAUAAAUGUUAAAAUGAAAAAUGUUUUACAUGCAUCCAGGGAAUCCUAAUGUACAGUACUGCAUGUAUUAUGUAUAUAAUUGGAUUGAUUUAUACAUUGAAACAGCCUUUCAAGGAAUAGUUCGCUCUAAAAUUUAAACUCUGAUGAUUUUUGUUCUUUUCUUUGAGGACUUGUCAGAUUGCUGUGAUUAUUUAAAACUUCCCAACAUUGAAAUGUUGAUCCAGAUAAAAUGAAAUGUUCAAGACUGUUCUAACUGUAAGUCAAGCAGCAAUGAUCAAAGAGGAUUGAAUCAUGUUAAUGACAUAUAAACUUUGAGUUGAUGAGCCGUGACAUUUAUACACACACAGAAGCUCUGAAUAAUGAACCUGCAAACAAACCCAGAACAUAAACUUUGAAAUCUUUAUGUGACAGGCCUCACUGAGUUCAGUUAUAAGUGUGUAUAUGUGUUCACUUGAGUUAUACACGUUUGCUGGUAGAAAAGUGUGUUUGUGUCUCUGUGUGUGUGUGUGUGUGUGUGUGUGUGUGUGUGUGUGUGUGUGUGUGUGUGUGUGUGUGUGUGUGUGUGUGUGUGUGUGUGUGUGUGUGUACGCGCGUGUGUGUGUGUGUACGCGCGUGUGUGUGUGUGUACGCGCGUGUGUGUGUACGCGCGUGUGUGUGUGUACGC